GUGGACGGGAGAGCGUGUCCUCCUUCGGGAGUCUUGGAAGUGGAGGGAGGGAGAGUAAAGACGGCUAACCUGACCUUUCCCUGACCCCAAGGUCAAGCGACGGCUGCGGGACUUGACCUGAAGGAGAGGGUGGGGGGCGAGAUCCUCAAGAGCGGAAGCCCCGAAAGGCUGCCUGGCGCCUCGAUCCCGCGGUCUUAGUCCUAAGGGAGGUGCACCCCAGCGCUCCUUGGAGGGGGAUUACUUUUUCGCCUGCAAACGUGCUCCGGGGGUCACCGGAUGGGCCGCAGCGCUGGGCGCGAACACGUGCAGGGGACCCGGCGGUGGCGGCGGCGACAGCAGCAGCACCAGGAGCCGCAAAAGGCUUCUUCGGAGCGCGGCCCGGCUUCCCUCCGGCAAGGCAGAUAGAGCUGCCGCCAACACACACACAAACACACACACCAGCUGCAUCCCUCCGUCAAACAAGAAUUUGUGAUUUGAGAUGCUGCCUUUAACUGGCAAAACAACUUUCGAAAGCUUUCCUGAUCCCUCGGAUACCUGGGAAAUCGUAGAGACAAUUGGCAAAGGAACAUAUGGAAAAGUAUUUAAGGUGUUCAACAAGAAAAAUGGGAGCAAAGCUGCAGUCAAAAUCCUGGAUCCAGUUCAUGAUAUUGAUGAAGAAAUAGAAGCUGAAUACAACAUUUUGAUGGCUCUUUCUGAUCAUCCAAAUGUAGUCAAGUUCUAUGGAUUAUAUUACAAAAAAGAUGUGAAGGAUGGAGAUCAACUCUGGCUGGUUCUGGAGCUAUGCAAUGGAGGAUCUGUAACAGACCUUGUGAAAGGGUUUUUGAAGAGAGGGGAAAGGAUGAGCGAACUUAUUAUUGCUUACAUUUUACAUGAAGCUCUUAUGGGCCUCGAGCACUUGCAUGAAAACAAAACCAUCCACCGUGACAUCAAAGGAAAUAAUAUCUUGCUAACAACUGAAGGAGGUGUUAAGCUUGUGGAUUUUGGUGUAUCGGCUCAGUUAACCAGCAGUCGCCUCCGCCGGAAUACAUCAGUAGGAACUCCCUUUUGGAUGGCUCCUGAGGUGAUUGCAUGUGAACAACAGCUGGAUAGUUCCUAUGAUGCCAGAUGUGAUGCAUGGUCACUGGGAAUCACAGCUAUAGAGUUAGGUGAUGGAGAUCCACCUUUGGCUGACUUGCAUCCUAUGAGAGCUCUGUUCAAAAUACCAAGGAAUCCACCUCCAACAUUACGGCAGCCAGAGCUAUGGUCACCCGAAUUCAAUGAUUUUAUCAGCAAGUGUUUGACCAAAGAUUAUGAGAAACGUCCGACUGUGUCUGAUCUGCUGCAACACGAAUUUGUGAAGCAGGUAGAGGGCAAGGAGAGCGUGCUACAGAUGCAGUUGAUGGAGUUCAUUGAUGUUCAUCAGCAAAUGGGAGUCACAGAAAAAGCAAGAUUUGAGCGUAUUCAUACUAAGAAAGGGAAUUACAACAGGUCUCCAAAUGGAAACCAAGAAGAGGUAGAUGAUCUCGCAACCUUGGAAGUAUUAGAUGAGAACACGGUAACGGAGCAACUGCAAAAGAGCUAUGCCAGAGAUCAGAUUUACACCUAUGUGGGAGACAUUCUUAUUGCCGUCAAUCCAUUUCGGAACUUAGACAUUUAUACCACGCAGCAUUCCAAACUGUACAUUGGGGCCAAAAGGACUGCCAAUCCCCCUCACAUUUUUGCUGUAGCUGAUAUUGCUUACCAGUCCAUGGUCACCUACAAUUCAGAUCAGUGUAUUGUCAUUUCUGGAGAAAGUGGAGCUGGGAAGACCCAAAGUGCACAUCUUCUGGUCCAGCAGUUGACAGUCCUUGGACGGGCUAAUAACAGGACUCUUCAAGAAAAGAUUCUCCAAGUCAACAAUCUGCUGGAAGCAUUCGGAAAUGCAGGCACUAUUAUUAAUGAUAAUUCCAGCAGAUUUGGGAAGUACCUAGAAAUGAAAUUCACUUCCUCUGGAACUGUUGUAAGCGCUCAGAUUUCAGAAUAUCUUCUAGAAAAAUCUAGAGUCAUACAUCAAGCUGUAGGAGAGAAGAAUUUUCAUAUUUUCUAUUAUAUCUAUGCUGGCUUGGCAGAGAAGAAAAAACUGGCUCAUUAUAAAUUGCCAGAAAAUAAGCCUCCCAGGUAUCUACAAAACGAACAUCUCAGGACAGUACAGGACUUCAUGAAUAAUAGCUUCUACAAAUCCCAAUUUGAACUGAUUGAGCAGUGCUUCAAAGUGAUUGGGUUUACAAUGGAAGAACUAGGGAGCGUAUACAGCGUUCUUACUGCCAUUUUAAAUAUGGGCAACAUUGAAUUUUCAUCAGUGGUAACAGAGUACAUGAUUGACAAGAGCAUCAUUUCCAAUCCAACGUCUCUUGAGAAUUCUGCUUCCUUGCUGUGUAUUCAGGCAGAUGAGUUGCAAGAAGCUCUAACAUCUCAUUGCGUGGUGACCCGAGGAGAAACCAUUAUACGGCCCAACACGAUGGAAAAGGCGACGGAUGUAAGAGAUGCCACGGCCAAAGCAUUGUAUGGGCGCCUCUUUAGUUGGAUAGUCAACCGCAUCAAUGUGCUCCUCAAGCCAGAUAAAAUUUUAAGUGAAAGCGAUGAAGGGCUUAACAUUGGAAUUCUUGAUAUUUUUGGAUUUGAAAACUUCAAGAAAAACUCAUUUGAACAGCUUUGCAUCAAUAUCGCCAAUGAGCAGAUCCAGUUCUAUUUCAAUCAGCAUGUCUUUGCCUGGGAACAGAAUGAAUACUUAUAUGAAGGAGUGGAUGCCCGAGUCAUUGAGUAUGAGGACAACAGGCCCCUGUUAGAUAUGUUCCUGCAAAAACCAAUGGGAUUAUUAUCUCUUCUUGAUGAGGAAAGCCGGUUUCCUCGAGCCACUGAUCAGACGCUUGUGGAAAAAUUUGAAGACAACCUGAAGUAAAAAUAUUUCUGGAGACCAAAAAGAAUCGAUUUAACAUUUGGGAUUUACCAUUAUGCAGGGAAGGUUCUUUAUAAUGCAAGUGGAUUCUUAGCCAAAAACAGGGAUACCUUACCAGCUGAUAUUAUACUGCUCCUGCGAUCCUCUGAAAACUACUUAACUAGACAGCUAGUAAUCCACCCUCUUACAAAAACAGGUAAUUUGGCACACUCUAAAAGUAAGACUGCCAUCAACUAUCAGACGUGGACUCCACAGAAAUCAAUCAGCCAAAGUAAGCUGGAUAUCUUUGUGUUGUGCAAUACGUAUUCCUUCCGUGAGAGUGAGCCAGAAGAUUCCAUGCAUCAUCCAAGAGAAACAACCAGUAUGAAAACGCAAACAGUAGCUUCAUAUUUCAGAUAUUCACUAAUGGAUUUAUUGUCUAAAAUGGUGGUUGGCCAGCCUCACUUUGUUCGCUGCAUUAAGCCAAACAAUGAUCGGCAGGCAAACAAGUACGACAAGGAAAAAGUAUUGGUACAGCUACGCUACACUGGAAUUCUGGAAACAGCACGGAUUCGGAGGCAGGGUUACUCUCAUCGUAUUCUGUUUGCUAACUUCAUAAAGCGAUAUUAUCUCCUUUGUUACAAAUCAAAUGACAACCCCCCUGUAAGUCCCGAAACUUGUGCUGCCAUCUUGGAAAAAGCCCAGCUCGAUAACUGGAUACUUGGGAAAACUAAGGUGUUUCUCAAAUACUACCAUGUUGAGCAGCUAAACCUAAUGCGGAAGGAGAUGAUCAACAGGAUUGUUUUGAUUCAAGCUUAUGUUAGGGGAUGGCUUGGUUCAAAGAGAUACAGAAAACUAAAGGAGAAAAGGGAAGAAAAUGCAGUUAAAAUACAAUCAGCUUACAGAGGAUAUAUUGCUCGUAAAGAAUAUACAAGUGUAAGGAAUGCAUACAAAAUGGAAAUGUGCAUUACCAGGCUUCAGGCAGCUGCAAGAGGAUACUUAAUCAGGAAGAAGAUUAAACAGCAAAAGGAUGUGAAUAAUAAAGCGGCAACAACAAUUCAAUCUCACUACAAGGGAUACAGGGAGCGAAAGAGUUUCAGAAGGAAAAGGGAAUCACUUCUGAGGAAAGACCAGGCUGACAUGACAGCUAAGCCAGUUGAAAAAGGAGAAGGUGAACAAACUCCAGAGUCUGAGAUUAGGACAGCUAUUGUGCAAAACUCUGCUCCUCGUACUGAAGAGGAAGCUGCUGUUAUCCUACAGAGUAACUAUCGGGGUUACCUGGAACGUAAAAAAUUCAAGGAGCAGCUUGAGAAAAAAGGAGCUUCAGAAGUUGCACAGAUUUUGCUUUCAGAGGAUGGCGCAGAUGUUAGACAGAACUCUUCUCAUACUGAAGAGGAAGCUGCUGUAAUCCUUCAGAGUAACUACCGGGGUUACCGAGAACGUAAGAAGUUCAAAGACCAGCACAAGAAGAUGGGAUGUUCAGAAGAGAAGCACAACUUAUCUCCACAGUUUGUGGGUGGUGUUGCAGUUGUACAAAAGUCCUCUCCUCAAACUGAAGAGGAAGCUGCCGUUAUCCUUCAGAAUACCUACCGGGGCUACAAAGAACGUAAAAGGAUCAAGGAACAGAAAAUGAUAGAGAGAGGGCCAUCUUCAAAACAAAGUUUCAAACGGGAUGAAAAAACAGUUCAAAAUACGGCACUGGAAACAGAAGCUGGAAUGGACCAAAAAGAUACAGCUACUGCACUUACUCGGAGCAUCUCCUACUUGGAUCAGAAGGCACCAGAUGGGAACAAAGAGAUGCUUCUUAGAGAAGGAGGCCCUUCAGCGCAACAAAAGCCUGCAGAGGAAGGGAAAAAACAGACCAGCUCCAGUCGCUCCUCUAAGAGAGGAUCUAUCAAAAAGGCAAGCGAAGCUAGCCGGCAGGGUCCUCAGGAAAGAGGUACUGCAAAUGAGAAAAAUAAAAGUCCUGCCAUUCCCUGUGAUAGUCACCAGGAAAAAGAGUCUCUGAAACAAGGCCAGCCAAUUCCCUGUGAACACAAAGCGAAUCUAAGGAAAGGCUCCCUAAGAGGCUCUCUGAAACAUAUUGAAGCUAGCAAGCUGGCCUCGGGAGACAAAGAAAAAGCAGCGCUAGUCAUUCAGAGUAAUUACCGAGGGUACCGGAGACGGGGACAGCUCAGAAAAGAAGGGAAAUUGCCUUGUGAACACCAAGCAAAAGCCCACAGUGAGCUGAAAGGUGGUGGGCCCAGUCAAAAUCUCAUUUCUAAUGCAACAAAAGAGAGGCAGAGUUCUGGUGCUCAAGCUGAGGGCUCAAAGGACAUUCUAAAAGAUGGCCCAGUGAAAGAAAAGUCGGACUUGGCAGCUUUCUCCAGACAGAUCUCAAAAUUAUCAGAAGACUAUUUGGUGCUCCAGCAGAAAUUGAAUGAAAUGAUUCUCUCACAUCAGCUGAGACCUGUGAUGCUCUCCAAAGACAGACAGACAAAUGGCCACCUUUCUCCCCGUGUGUGUCAGCCUGCUGCCUCCAAAACAGAGGACAGUCAUCCCGCACAGAGAAGCCCAAGGAGACCUCAGAAACCCAAGACACUAAACAAUCCCGAGGAUUCUACAUAUUACAGUCUUAUACAUAAAUCAGUUCAAGAUGAAAAGCGGAAACCAAGAAAAAGCAGUCUGGGUAAGAUACUGGAUGUAGAAGAUGUAUAUUACCAAGAAUUUUCCUCCACUAAUUUCAUCUCAAAUGGUAAUAAUGCCACCACAAGGCAAAAUAAGCCUCCACAAGAGCCUAGAACAGUAACAUUAAGGAUCAGUGAAGGGCCAAGAGUCACAGUGAACCCAGUGGAAGAGAACAAAAGCAAAGAGAAUCCUUAUGACUACCGAAAACUGCUACGGAAAACCUCACAACGCCGGCGCCUUAUCCAACAGCAUUAGCUACUGCUGCUGUUUGGCUUUCUCCAGCGUAAUCUCUCCUUUUUUAUAUGGUUUUGUACUGUGUCCUUCUCUUUUUAAUGUGUCUCUUUGUCACUCUCUCUUCAGCAUUUUAAUUCAACUGUGUGGUUUUGCAUAUGACAUUUCAACAUACAAUUACUAUAGAAGAUCCUUGCAGGGAAAUAUGUCAUGAUUUAAAUAGCAAUUUGUUGUUUUCAAAGAAAAUGGACACACAUGUGCAAAUUAUUUUCUUAGUAUGCAAUAACUUAUUAAAAGCCUAGAUAAUGUGAAGAAACAAAUCCGUUUUCUCCUCGUCUCCCCAUUUUUCUAUACUUUCCCAACAAAUUUGAUUUCUAAAAUGGGUCUUUGUUUUGUGUCAGUUUGUUUUCCAGUCGGCUUUGACCUAUGAAACAUCUAUGCACAAGAUUAAUGUAAACAAAUAAACAACAAAAUGGAAACAUC
Messenger RNA from Pogona vitticeps (central bearded dragon), 6274 nucleotides. It is a transcript of the gene MYO3A, whose product is annotated as myosin IIIA. Gene Ontology annotation, biological process: peptidyl-serine phosphorylation; sensory perception of sound; regulation of actin filament length. The record is from RefSeq and is a predicted model, not a curated record. Gene Ontology annotation, cellular component: myosin complex; photoreceptor inner segment; stereocilium tip. Lineage: Eukaryota; Metazoa; Chordata; Lepidosauria; Squamata; Agamidae. Gene Ontology annotation, molecular function: microfilament motor activity; protein binding; protein serine/threonine kinase activity.